Molecule: messenger RNA, 1455 nt
Organism: Laetiporus sulphureus 93-53
Lineage: Eukaryota; Fungi; Basidiomycota; Agaricomycetes; Polyporales; Laetiporaceae
Exons: 4
Coding region: 77-1411 (444 amino acids)
Molecular function (GO): protein binding
Source: RefSeq, a predicted model, not a curated record
CUCUGCAUCGUUAUCAUCCUUCAUUUUGACAAACCACGUCUCGUGCACAUUAGAAUCACUCCCGUCCGAUCCUGCCAUGGCCGCUUCACUAGGCUCCAAUGCAGCUCUGCCUGUCAAUAACCCUCAGCCUCGGCUUCCGCCCGAGAUCUGCGAGCGCAUCAUCGACCAUCUCGAUCCGUACCCUUUGAAAUGGAAUGACGAUAGACAGACUCUGUUGAACUGCGCUCUCGUUUGCCGAGGGUGGUACUCCGAGAGCCGCGCGGUCCUUUUCGAGGAGCCCUCACUCCGCACUCGGAGAGGGGCGAUGGCCUUUGCGAGGUCACUGACGCAGAUGCCUCUCCUCGAUGCCCGUGUGCGACGUUUAGAGAUCGGGUAUUCGACGACAGUGCUGGAGUUAGCAUCGAUUCUCGUGAUGCUGGCAGGGAAACUUCCAAAGCUGGCCUCGCUCAGCGUCUACCGCGUCAGCUUCGAGCACAUGCGCAGUUUAGCGUUUUGGAGCUUGCACGAAUUCAGUCAUCUCACAUCACUGGAGCUAGAAUAUGUGACGUUGCCAUCGGCGAGCCCCUUCUUUCAAGUCAUCUCUUCAUUUCCUCAGCUGCAGUCUCUUACUUGCUGCAACCUGCACUGGAGCAAACCGACGUCCAUGGCUCCACUGCCUGAACGCCACCACAUGCCUUUGACGACAGUGACUUCCCUUGAAUAUGAUCUGUCAUGCUUCGAAGGCAUCGGACAUAUCCUUCUCAGCCUGCUGGAUCAGGCUAUGCUCGAAACCCUCAGGCUACGUUCACCAGUCUCCGCGGCGGCUCUUGCUUUCACUCAAGGCAUGCUGAACAUAGCCGGCAAGAGCCUUGAGAAGGCAGAAAUUGGUUUCCGCGCACUAAGACCCGGAGAUACCGAUGACAAUGUACAGUCCUUGCUCCUGCAUCCUAUCAGCUUUGAAGCAAACGUCAAUCUGCAGGCACUGCAACUGGGCAUCGACACUAUGAAAAUGAAUGAUGUUGAACUGUUUGUCCAGACUGUGCUGCUGCCUCUGCUCAACACAAUAUCAUCAAAAGAUCUCAAAGAAAUCAAGUUCAUAAUAAGUCGUGGUGACGAAUGGGAAACAGAUGCCUUGCUUAAUGCAUUUGAUCCAGAGGUCUGCACCCAGAUUGAUGAGCUUUUGGCUGAGGGACAUUUCCCCAAGCUGCGAGACGUGUCUAUAGACAUUGAACUACUCAAUCUUGAUUUGGAUGACUCGCAGCAUGUUGAGUUUUGCACAGAGAUCUGUGCGCGUUUUCCUAAACUGAUUGACAUGAACAUGUUGAUUAUUUAUUAUAACGGAUGCCAAUUUCCGAGUUACGCUGAGAGGGCAUUGAAGGCGAAACAACUGGCCAAUAAGCAGCCUCAUCCAAUCGAGCAAGCCGCCGCAUAGGCAAAUACUGCCUUGCAGUCGUGCCAUCUCGCCUUCACUUUCCC